GCACUUCCGGAAACUAGCAACAAGAACAUCCAAUCAAACAACAGUUCAAUUUUAAGUCAGGAAAGACAGUUCCUUCUUUCUCUUACUGUAAACCUCACUAUCAAGCACACCAACGGACCCUUUAUUGUCCAUUGUGGAAUUUGAGUUGUAGCAACACCUUGUCUGCAGCCAUUUCGUUGCUUUGGAGCCACAUCUGCCUCUCUUCAACAGCUGUUUCAUGGGCACCCCGGAGGAACAGAGAGACUGGGUAGAUGUGGCAAAUGAACUGCUCGGCAAGUGUCACAUCGAACAGAAGCUGACGAAACUCGCAGACUGUGAUGCCAAUGUGUUUGUUAGUCUGUAUGAGAACAUCCUGAGAGAGAAGGUUCCAGAUUAUAUUGCAUCACCACGCAGUCAAGAGGAUGACGUCCAUAAUGUUCAGUGUGUCAUUGACUCUCUGUCGCUGGAUUAUCUUCAGAUCAGUCUCUCUCAUAUCACAGGAGAAAAUGUCAUCCAGGGAGACAAAGAGUCAAUCAAGAACCUUUUGGAUAUAUUUGAAGGCCUCUUGGAAUAUCUCAGCGAGGAAAUAAGCGAGGACUCACAGAAUGAUGGGUCACAAAAUGGUGGUCUCCGAAAGGAUGCUGGUGGUGAAAGCGAGGCGCCAACAACCAGCAAUGCCAUCGAACAGAUGGACACAAAGAUGGAGGGAGUGCGUUUGUCUUCUGAGGGCGGAGAGUCUACUACGCAGUCGAGUAAGACUUCCCAACAUUCCGGCAACAGUGAACAGCCGGGAUCUCCCACUGAGGCCAUCGGGCUCAGAGUCUCAGCCAGCACGUUUGCAGAUCAACAAGAAGGGCCAGCUGUCCAGACGUUAACCACAGAUGCAGUCGUAACCAUGGAUGCAAUCACCACCUCCGGUCCCUCAGAUGACCAGGAUGUACCUUUGAAUAUACCGCAGCACGCUGCCAUUGCACUACACCCACCUACCCAGAGCGACUCCCCCCACCACACCGACACAGACACACACCUGGUCAGCCGAGACACAAAUGCUGCUGGCAGUGCGGAGGAGCAACACGACCCUGCUGCUAUCCAGGCACAAACCUCCAGAGUUAUCUGCAAUGGACUACACUCUCCAGCCGUGAGUGAAAAGGAUUCAUCAAGUCAGCGAAGGGCUGACAUUGAGAUGGAGACACUGGAGCCCACUAAGGGAGGCCCCAAGAGGGUUUUAUUCCACACACAACCAGAUGUGCUCCUCCUCACGCUGCAGGAUGUGACGUUGGCCACUACCCCGUCUCCCCCGGACACAGAGGAAGAGGAGCAAGACGAACACCUGUGUCCUACUACAAGACCACAGGCGGGAAGGCUCCAAAAUGAGACAUGCCUCAGCAGCUGGAUGGACGAAGAUGAUGAUGAGGAGGAAGACUUUGAUGAGACACAUUCUCACCGCAGGAAGAGAAACAGGCGAGCAGAAAAGGAACUACAUCACAUAUCUGAGAAACUCACCCAUCGAAUUGAUGAGCUGGAUCAGAUGCUCAAACGACUUUUGGCCAACAGUGACGAGCUUGGUGAAGUCGAAGACAAGGAAGCGGAGACGGAUCCCAGUCACGACAUUGCGGCGCAUCGUAGACUACCCACAGGAACACCUGAAACCAAAUCCAACCAUAGGACCUGCUCCUCUUUUAUCUUACCUCUACCGGGUCAUCACUCUGUGGAGGAGCACUUUGAGGAUGACAAGGACCAGUCUCCGAACAUCUAUAAAGAUGGCCGACAAGCAAACAUCCCGGCUGCUCCUCUGACGUGGCAAAGUGAGCCGCCGCGCCGUACAAAACACAGAAAGACUGUGGUGAACCAUGCUUACGAGGCAGAAUUAACAAGAUUAGAAGGCAAAAAACGAGCAGAUCUCAACAAGGAACGACACAAAGCUCAGGAAGCUGAGCGAGAGUACAGAGAGGCCAUACUUAAAGACUUUCCCAAAUCGCCCACAACAAAGUCCCAGUCGAAGGUCCGUCAUACAUCAGGCACAUCAGGACGACUACGAAUACCCAAGAAAAUGCCCCCGCUGAAAGUGAAGGAAAAUGAGCUCCUGCCCAUGUUCCUAGAGGAGCUGCCUUUCCUGCACAUCUCCUCCCAUGAGCUGGGCCGCAUGUGGCGGCAGCAGAAGCAGCAGGUGGACCGACUCCGCGGCCAAGCCUCUGCCCAGAAGCAGCGACGCAGCAGAUCCUCCCAAGAGUUGGAAGAAGCGCAGAGGAAACACGACCUGCUCGUGGGGAUGGUGCACAAACAGCAGGAGCACAGCAGACGUCUGAGGGACUUUAAAGAGCACAGCCAGCAGCAGAAGUCCACCCAAAGCCGACUGAGAGAACAGCGACAGCAGAUUGCCAGGGCCAGGAAGUACCAUCAGGACUACCACGUCCAGCACCGGGCUCGCCUCAUGAAGGCUCGCAUCAACGAGGAGAAGAUGUUUCGUCAACUCUUUGAGGAGGGUUUGGAGGUGCAGAAGGCUCAUCUGAGGGAGCAGAGAGCCUUCGCCGCAGAGCAACGGCUGGAGCGCCAGAAAAGACACCAGGACCACAUAGAGUCGAUGGAGAACUACUACAAAGACCAAUUUUCACUUCUGGCUGAAAAACUUGCACAAGAGCGACAGGAGAUUCUGAUUCGAAAAAAGGCCCAAGAGAAGGUCCUGCUCAAGAUGAAGCGUGAGCUGCGUUCUAAGAUGGAGCAUGAGAUCGGCGAGCUGCAGAAGAUCAUCAUCCAGAACGACGAGGAUGACCACUUCCAGGAUCUGGAGGUCCAGAGAUUAUGCAAUCGAGUCCGCAUGGCGUCUUUCCACAGCCGCAACGAUUAUCUGCACUGACUUUCACGUCUGGAUCGCCGCUGAAGAAACCAACUGGAGGUCCAACGUCUUGACGGCUGCUCAUAUUUGCACAAGAGGAGAGCGCUUCUGCAAGCCUUGUUCGGGUUCAGGAGGCGGAACCUACAUUUGAUGAACUGAAAGGAGUCCGACAAAUUGUAGCUAACUGUUCCUUUAUCGUGUACUUAUUCUAUUUUACCUGGUUACCUGUACAAAUGUUCCUUCUUUUGCCAAAUGACCAAAACUGAUUUUUUUUAACUUCUUUUUACUAUGUCUUCCUUUAAUGCAUCCACAACUCCAGUGGUUUAUUUAUUUAUUUUUAACUUAAAUUGUGCCUUUUUUGUGUGUGUGUAAAUACUAACCAGGUGUUGGUGCUUUUUAAUCCAUUGGACAAUAACAAUCAAGUCUUAGGAUCCAAAUCUAACUGUAACAUAUCGAAGUGUGAUGAAAGAUAUAAAUUUAGGAGGGAAAUUAACUUCUAUGAAGAUCCUAUGAAUCACCUAAAAUGACAGGAACAUGACUCUAAUGCUGUUGACUUGUGGGCGAUGUGGUCUCCACUUGAACCAAUAAACCUCAUA
Messenger RNA from Phycodurus eques (leafy seadragon), 3408 nucleotides. RefSeq names its product centrosomal protein of 95 kDa-like. The transcript is spliced from 21 exons. The record is from RefSeq and is a predicted model, not a curated record. NCBI's taxonomy places the organism in Eukaryota, Metazoa, Chordata, Actinopteri, Syngnathiformes, Syngnathidae. Bases 218 to 2833 code for a protein of 871 amino acids. Gene Ontology annotation, cellular component: spindle pole; centrosome.